GCAAAACCGCAAGGGAUUCUGGGACUUUUAGUUCUAAAUGGCGGGCUGUUUUGUUGAAAACACAACGAAGAAAACUAGUAGAUACGUGCCUGCUUUAAAAAAAAUAUUUUUUUCGAAUUUAUCACACUAUAUAUUUUAUUUGUGUUUAUUCGAGGUAUAAUUGUGCGUAUGAAGCCGUGGCAUUGCAAAAAAGCUGGUUCGGUUCGGUGGAAAAUAAACAGGAAGUUGUUAGCAAUUGUGGGACGUGUAGUUCCGGCAGCAGGCCGCUGAAGGAGACGCUGCACAGGAUAAAGAAAGGCUAUUAAAAUAGUCUUAAUUGGUCCUGUGGGUUGCUUUUUUUUGGACUUGGCGCGGGUGUUAAAAUGCCUGGGUUCACCUGCUGUGUCCCGGGCUGCUACAGCAACUCUCACCGGGACCGGGACUUACGCUUCUACACGUUUCCAAAAGACAACACGCUCAGGGAGCUGUGGCUGAGGAACAUCUCCCGGGCCGGGGUCAGUGGUUGCUUUAGCACCUUCCAGCCCACCACGGGUCACCGUGUCUGCAGUGUGCACUUCGUAGGCGGGAGGAAAACCUACACCAUCCGAGUACCGUCGCUUUUCCCUCUGAGGGGUGUGAACGAGCGCAGAAGUCGACGCGGAUGUUCCAAGAGGGUGUCGACAGCCGCUCCUGGAACCCCCGCCGCCGCUGCAGCCACCACCGGGAUUGUCAUCAACACCGUGCUGGGCAACACGGCCGAGGGCGCCGACGCCCUCGCCACCGGCGACAGCAUUACGGUGGUUCAGAUCGGCCAAAACGGGGAGUACAUCGGCACGGCGCGGCUGCCCGUGGCAACAGAGGGGUCGUACACCGCGCCCAUUGGCGACGCCAGCGAAUUAACCGCCGACGACUCCUCCGCUGAGGGAAAGCAGCCGCCGGUGCAAUACGUCAGCGUCACCAGCAGCCCGCUGGACCACUCGUAUUCGCUGACCACCGGCACCACGUCCACCGAGCUUCUGCGCAAACUCAACGAGCAGCGAGAUAUCAUUGCCCUCAUGGAGGUGAAGAUGAAGGAAAUGAAAGCCACCAUCCGCCAGCUCAGGGUGGUGGAGGCCAAGCUGCAGGAGGAGGUGCGGGACCGCGACCGGCUGCUGUGCGGCAACGCGGCGGCCCUGAAGAAGAUAUAAUAUACGAACUCGUCUAGACAUAAGGACAGAGGAUGAGGAUUUGUACACAAAUAUUGUAUUUUCAACAAGUACAGAGCUGAUUUUCAUAGCCCUGGUGCGUAAAGAUGUCUAGUUGGGUAGUUGCAGGAAAGUUGACCUGUUGCGCAAUCGUUGUCACCAACUGCUAUUCCAUCCUCCACAAACUCACAACUUUGCAUAUUGCAAAUAUAGACUAACAAUCAUGUCGGUCCGUCAGGAAGGUUGCAUUCUUAAGAUGUGUUCUUUAUUUUUGUGAAUUAAUCGCAUUUGUUGCUGCAGGUCGCUGGCAUAUGGUAAACAAAAACACAUGGUUAGAGCUGCAACCAUUAAUCGGUUGAAUCGAUUAAUUCGAUGUAUAAUCUGUUGCUGUUAUUAAUCGUUUAAUGAGUGUAAUUUGUAAAAAACAAAACAAUCAUCCAGACCACAUUGGAGUGCCCUGAAAUGAAAUACAUGAUGAGAAAAACAAUAGAGCACAUUAGAGGGGUGGCGUGUGCGUGCUGGAAUCUGUGUGGUGGAUAACAGCGUUUUUAAAUGUUUUAAAAUCAUUCAUUCAAACAAUGUUAAGCAUAUAAUAUAUUUUUAUUUCAACCAUUUCCCCUAAAACGCAUUGAGGCAAUAACGUGUGUUUUGCCCAAUUACUCAAUUGAUCGAAGACAGUAAUCCAUAAAUUAGUGCACUUCCAAGCACAGUCGAUAGCUUCAGUACUAUAAAUGGUAUCUGAUGGCAAAACGCCCUUUUUUGGCAUUCUUAAUGACAUCUAAAACAUAUCACAGCCUUUUUUUUUAAAUUCGGGUGUGGUUGCAACAUGCUAACAUACAACUUGUUUCUAUCAUAAGUGCGUGUGUUUGUGCGAUGGAUGCAUUUAAUGUGCUUGUUUGUGCUCGGAUGUUUUCAAACUCAUACAAUAGAAAUAUUAGUGACUGAUUUUCUCUGUUUCUCGCAACAUGUGCUCUAAAUGCACAAUAUGUUACAUGAACACAUUUCUGAUCUCUAGACUGACAUUUGUGCCCAGCUUUCACAUUGAAGUAAAUGCCAUUUUGAAAUAGAUCUGUUUCAUGCAAGUUAUUUCAGAUCCUUUGCCUAAACUUUGCAGCUGUAAAGACAAACCUGCACAGCAAAUUGUGAUCAACCUGUGCUGUAUUUUCAACAUGCUUCAGCGUUUCUAUACAAUUCUAUAACAGCACAUUUAAGUGUAUUUUUAUGUUGUAGUAAUGUGUUUCCCUUUGUGCAGGUUCAUGUGGAGAUGGUGUUGUUGUUGCAACAUUGUUUCCUCCCUGUAGGUGGCAGUAACCUCUGAGCAUCUUGGAUGGUCUUUCACUUGAUGGUUCUCAUGUGGAAGUGUUGACAUGGUAAAUAUACAACAAGUUAGUGUCCUGUUCUUUACACUUGGACUGAAGUGGUUUUUGAUUGAUUGAUUGAGACUUUUAUUAGUAGGUUGCACAGUGAAGUACAUAUUCCGUACAAUUGACCACUAAAUGGUAACGCCCGAAUAAGUUUUUCAACUUGUUUAAGUCGGGGUCCAAUUGAUAAUAAAUAAAUGGGUUGUACUUGUAUAGCGCUUUUCUACCUUCAAGGUACUCAAAGCGCUUUGACACUACUUCCACAUUUACCCAUUCACACACACAUUCACACACUGAUGGAGGGAGCUGCCAUGCAAGGCGCUAACCAGCACCCAUCAGGAGCAAGGGUGAAGUGUCUUGCUCAGGACAUGACGAGGUUGGUACGAGGUGGGGAUUGAACCAGGGACCCUCGGGUUGCGCACGGCCACUCUUCCACUGCGCCAUGCCAAUUGAUUCAAUGUUUAAACACCAGUCAUGAAAAUAGUACGUGUCAAGAGGAAAGCUACCAAGAGACGUAUGACACGGGUAUUGACGAGAGAGAGAUGACUCAGACUUGUAAUCUCAUCUGGAUUUAUUCUGUAUUUUUUCACUUCCAACCCGUGUUGCAUAAUGCCUUAAUCCAAGCACAGUCAAUCACAUUUACCCAACUCUUACCUUCAUUCUCAAUGGCAGCCAUUGUUGCACUCCAACCCUUUACGUUCAGCCCCAAUAAAAAUA
This is a messenger RNA of Nerophis lumbriciformis (worm pipefish), 3241 nucleotides long. It is a transcript of the gene thap11, whose product is annotated as THAP domain containing 11. Gene Ontology annotation, cellular component: nucleoplasm. Gene Ontology annotation, molecular function: RNA polymerase II cis-regulatory region sequence-specific DNA binding. The record is from RefSeq and is a predicted model, not a curated record. Gene Ontology annotation, biological process: regulation of transcription by RNA polymerase II. NCBI's taxonomy places the organism in Eukaryota, Metazoa, Chordata, Actinopteri, Syngnathiformes, Syngnathidae.